Paramecium sonneborni is the source of this 303-nucleotide messenger RNA. The record is from the annotation of a GenBank genome assembly. NCBI's taxonomy places the organism in Eukaryota, Ciliophora, Oligohymenophorea, Peniculida, Parameciidae.
AUGCUUAUAAGAGUGAUAGAAUCUUUACCAAUAAUGGUAAUAAAGUUACAAUUUUUCAUUAUACUAAUUGUACUAAUCAGUUAUCAUAUUGUACUAUUACAAAUUCAGCUUGUACAGCUAGAACAUGUACCAAUUAUGGAUAGAAUACUUUAUUUUUAGACUCAUGAUAUUUGUAAUACUUGUUAAUCUCCAACUACUAUCCCUUGCUAUAAAAUAAGUUGUAAACUAAAAUAUGCAAAAAUUAUGAUCGCUAAAUUCCAAUUUUUCAGCAAGAUUGUUAAAACGUUAAGCUAAUGUAGAUGA